Messenger RNA from Monopterus albus (swamp eel), 3349 nucleotides. Its product is annotated as protein Wiz-like. The transcript is spliced from 9 exons. Gene Ontology annotation, molecular function: RNA polymerase II cis-regulatory region sequence-specific DNA binding; DNA-binding transcription factor activity, RNA polymerase II-specific. The record is from RefSeq and is a predicted model, not a curated record. Gene Ontology annotation, cellular component: nucleus. Bases 421 to 2805 code for a protein of 794 amino acids. Gene Ontology annotation, biological process: regulation of transcription by RNA polymerase II. NCBI's taxonomy places the organism in Eukaryota, Metazoa, Chordata, Actinopteri, Synbranchiformes, Synbranchidae.
AAACUGGAUUAGGGCUAGCUUGCAGCUAACGUUAGCAGUCUUAAUGCAGAAAGCAAAGCAUGCAACAAAGAUAGCAUCAUAGCCUAAGUUAACGUUAGCUUUUAUAGCAUUAACGUUGGCUAAUUAGAAGAUGCUUUGCGUUUGCAGUCUUAUAAUUAGUUUAUUGACUUUUGCUUUAAGAUACACUUUGUUAAAAGGCGAACAUUAGGCUUAGAAAUAGAGAUGUUUCUUUCAGCGAAUAACCUUACAAGUAGCAAUAACGUAACGUAUCUUAGAGACUUUUGUUUAGCUACUUUUUGUCGUGUCGGGACAAAUUAAGGCUGUUUGACAGAGUUGUCUGGGUUUUUCGGUGAAGUUACGAGAUCCGCAGGAAGUCAGCUUUCACGUCCUUCCCUCAAAUAAAUUCACAAUUUAGCAGCCAUGGAUUCACAAGCAACCCCCCAACCAGUCAUUUGUGAAAUGUGUGGCACCUACUUUGAGACACGACGAGGACUCUCCAGUCACGCCCGUCUCCAUCUACGGCAGCUUGGUGUGCCAUUGUCAGAAAGCAGCGGAGCUCCUAUAGAGCUCCUCUACCAGCUUAUCCAGGAGAAAGAUGGCUCCCUCCAACAUUUCAAAGCAGACUCCUCUGCACCUGGGCCAACUGCUCUCAAAAAUACAACCCAGCAGGAGUCCAGUACUCCCUCAGUACCAGAGGACAAGAGUGCCUCCUACAAGGCAGGGGUUGGCAUCCUGACAACUCCACAGAAGACUGACCAUCAGGGAUCUCCAGCUAGAUUAAAAGAGUCAGCAGGCACUCUGCUUCCCUCAUCUCCUUCUGCUGUUAGGUGCACUGAAGGUGGCAGCUCAUCCACCUUAGAACACCAAACCACAACCAAGCCACUGUGGGCACCUCUGGAAACUGAUGCCCCCAUCACCUUAGCUUCUGACACCAACGAUGAGGUCUAUGUUUGCCAGCUUUGUGGCUGCUGGUAUGAGACACGCAAGGGUUUGUCCAGUCAUGCUCGGGCCCAUCUGCGCCAGAUUGGAAUCUCUGAAAGUGAGAUUAAGGGCAACCCAGUUGAUUUUCUUUAUCAGGUUAUGGAGGAGGAGGAGGACCACAAGCCCACUGACAGUGAGCAACAAGAGUCGCUCACCUCUAACAGUCCCUCUAGGCCCUCUUCUAAACGCGUCUCUGAUUUAUCCUCUCCACCUGCAUCUCCAUCCAACAAACGGCCUAAAACAUCAGAGCUGCAUACCUGUAUUCUGUGCGGGGAGGAGUUUGAGAAUCGUAAAGGCCUGGCCAGCCACUGUCGCUCUCAUCUACGUCAGAUUGGGGUGAUUGACCUGCUGGGGAAAAGCUCUGCAGUUGAAACUGUCGAAGAGCUGGUCAGCAGUGGUGUGCUAGAAGCCAUGCACCCCCCCAAAACAAACAGCACAGUCAACUCAUCUGCAGCACCAUCUUUAGCCUCAGCCUCUCCCACAGCCCCACUUCUGUCUCCAGCUCCCAGCCAAUCCCAGAGCCCAUUUCCCUCCACAUCCCUCUCUCCAAGCUCUACAAAGAGUGCUCCCUCUCUUCAUACUCCUAGUAACAAGGCCCCAAAGGCUAAAAAAGGCUUUCGGUUAGCAGUGGACCCCCUCCUUAAGAAGCCCAAGUCUGAGCCUAUGGAGAUGGAGGUGUCUGUCCAACAGAAGGCUUCCAGCACUAACAGCAGCUCUCCCACACCAAAGUCACCCACUGCUGUUGCUACUCCUAAGCGCCUCAGUGCAGAUGUACAGUCCCCACCAACAGUCCUUUGUGAUUUCUGUGGCCAGUUGUUUGACACCCGCAAAGCCCUGUCAUGCCACGUUCGUGCCCAUCUGCGCCAGCUUGGCCUGGCCUGGUCAAUCAGAACGUCUCCCAUUGAUCUCCUCAAAGAAGUCAUGAUGCAUGGUGGACAAAUCAGGAAAGAGUCUUUGGCAUCGGGCAAAGCGACGUGGACCCCUCAAGGCUCCAGGAGGUCACGGGACAGCCUUCAGUCGGGGGAAUCAUCUUCCAACAGCUGCACUGCACCUCUUGAUUAUUCCAUGAAAGAGAAAUCCCCAUCUGGCAAGAGUGGGGCCUCACACACAGACACAUCCUGUGAACUUUGUGGGUUUGAAUUUGAAAACCGCAAGGCCCUGGCCAGUCACGCACGAGCCCACCUGCGACAGCUGGGACUCAUUGAAUGGAAGGCAGAUGGAGCAAGUUCGCCCAUUGAACUCCUCAGUGAAUUGAUCCGGAAGGAUCCAGCCAAAGUGGCAGCGAUAACCCAACGCUACCGUGUGGGAGACCUGUACAUCAAGAAGGUGUCCCAGAGAUCUGCUCUUUCGCCCACUCUGUCCAUAGACUCUGACUUUGUGUCUGGCAGCAGCUUGAAGCCUGAACACAAAGUCAGCAAAGUGGACUUGGGUGUCACUGCCACCUCAUCCAGACAAUCACAUGGCCACACACGGGCUGCUGCAGCCCGCAGCGACCUCGGUGUACGUUCCCCAAGGGGGGUCCACCCACCAAAACGCAUGCCUACAGGAGAGGAACAUCAGGACUCCCAGCAGCCGUCACACACCGGUAGCAUCCCUGCUCUGCUGCCAAAGCCCCCCCUAACACCACUGGUCAAACUGGUGGGCAAAAUCUACUCCCUCAAGUGCAGGUUCUGUGAAGAAGUGUUUCAUGGGCCCCUGUCUGUUCAAGAGAAGUGGAUCACACAUCUGCAGAAACACAUCCUGUCACUGGGCUACAAAGGCAAAGCAUCUCCUCCUGCCGCACCGGUGACAGCUCCAGCGCUGGUUCAUCCAGUAGCUGUCUAGUCCUUGAAAUCUGUCUGUAAUUCACCGAGCGAGGUCAUCAUUUUCAAAUGUCAUGUCAGAGUCAAGAAAAAGUGUCGUAUCUAAUGCGCUGUUAGAAAAGUGCAAAUGAGAUGUUUCCUUUUUUGUCCUAGAGAGGGCAAACGUGAGCCAUACAAGGAAGCAGCAGAAGGUAAUCCACUCAGGUAAAGGCUAGUAGAUACAGUUGGUGACAGUACUGAACUCUCAAUGCUUCUGAAGAAUAUGUCAAAGAAGAUUCAUCCCACAUUUUGAUCCAUAAGUACAGAUGUUAGACAUGUUUGAAUGUGAUUCAGUGUUGUUAACAAGUGAGAGAAUGAUUCUGGCCAAAAUGAUGACACACACAAGUUGUAUGCUGUCGAUGGCAUAUUUGUUGGAAAAAAAAAAAAGUUAAAAUGUUGUUGUGUUAUUUCCCAAAAUCUUGUCCUGUCAGAGCCACAUUGUCUUUGCCAAUCAUGUACUGUUUUUCAGGCCUUUUCACAUUCUGUAUUGUACACUUGUGUCAAUUAAAUUCUGUCUUGUAUGUAAA